Molecule: messenger RNA, 1395 nt
Organism: Symbiodinium natans
Lineage: Eukaryota; Dinophyceae; Suessiales; Symbiodiniaceae
Source: the annotation of a GenBank genome assembly
AUGAACCGCUCCUACAUAUUGCGCUUUGGCUGGAUAAUCGGUUCUUUGGCAGUUUCCCGGAAAUCCGUGCCCAAGUACCUCCACCUCGCGAAGGACCUUGCCGCGCUGGAGGAUGCGGAGUGCGACUCGGAAGUGGGCCUGGGCCGGCUGAGAAGCUACCAGGGCGAAGGCGAAGAGCUCUGCACUUCCGGGAACUCCGAUGCCUCUGCUUCGUUCCGGUGCACGGCCAAAUGGACGAAAAGGUCUCAGACGGAGGCAGAGAGCGGGGACUACUUGUGCCGAGGGAAGGGGAUGAAGAUCUUGCUGCCGCAGGCCGGCUCAAAGGAGCCCCUUCAGCUCUAUGGCCAGGAGGGCGGCUGCAACUGGAAGCUGCAGCAUCUCCAGCUGGACUUCUUCCUGUGGGAAGGCCGCGAUCUAAAGCUGGACUUGCGCAAUGGGCCUACGGACGCGGCGUGCGACGAAGACAUGGGCUCGUCCCCGGUCCUCCUCUUCAGUGACGAGCCCAGCUUCUGGAAUCCUUUCAUCAGCCAGGCCCAGGUGCUCAUGGGCUACGUGUCCCUGGCGGCGCUGGAUCUGGAUCCCAAGAGCUUGCGCAUGGUGGUGGCAGUGGACGAGGAGGAUUGCUGUGGAGCGAAGGCGCCACUGAUGGGCCUCCUGCAAGGUCUCUUCUCGCAAGCUGGUCCCAGCAUACGGCGGAAGGAGAAGCCUCAGAUGAUCUGCAGCAACGAUGUCAUUGUGCCCACGGGCGGGCGAAACAGCUUCGUGCGGAAGAAUGCCGGGAAGGAGGACCCCUGGGCCUCGAAAUGUCGGAACUCCCCCCUGGUGCGCGGCUACGGGUCCUUUGUCCGGGAGAGCUUCAACGUCACCAGCAAUCCGGUCCAGGCCUCCACCUGGCGGAUCGCGCUGCUUUCGCGGAAGGCCAACAGCGACCACACAGGCAAAUUCAACAGGGAGAUGACUAACGUGGAGGAGGUGGUCACCGGGCUCAAGGCCAACGGGACCGAAGAGGCCCCGACCUCCUUGCUGGAGGUCGCAGCUCUUCAGAGGAGUUUGGAGAGCCAAGGCGCCCAGGUCACCGUGCUUGAGAUGGAGGCCCUGCCCAUUGUGGAUCAAGUUCGAGCUAUCGCGAACACAGACUUGCUGAUCAGCGCGCACUCAGCCGCCCUAUCCUGGAUGAUGGCUUUGCCUCCUUGUGCGCAAGUUCUCGAGAUAUGCGCAGCAGGCAAUUUCCAGUUCAUAAACUACGCCAAGCUUGCCGGAGUGGAGCAUCAUUGCGUGGGCCCCCACAUUGCGUGGGGCACUCGCACCUUCAAAGCCCCUGUCUCAGAAAUGGUGCGAGAUGCCCUGGCAGCCAAAGAGCGCCGUGAUCAGUGCCUGCAAAGCGUCGUUUCGUGA